CAAAACCAUCACCGGAUAAUCCACCACCGGAUAAUCCAAAACCAUCACCGGAUAAUCCACAACCAUCACCAGAUAAUCCACAACCAUCACCAGAUAAUCCACAACCAUCACCAGACAAUCCACCAUCACCACCACCGGAUAAUCCAAAACCAUCAUCGGAUAAUCGUAAUCAUCAUUUUAUUUUCUUCAUUUUUAUUUCUUGA
This is a messenger RNA of Entrophospora candida, 203 nucleotides long. The record is from the annotation of a GenBank genome assembly. NCBI's taxonomy places the organism in Eukaryota, Fungi, Glomeromycota, Glomeromycetes, Entrophosporales, Entrophosporaceae.